CUGACGAUAAGGACGGUUUCACCACGACCCCUGUACAGGGGAACUUUCCUUUAACUAACUNGACUAACUAACUGACUAACUAACUGACUAACUAACUGACUAACUAACUGACUAACUAACUAGCUAACUAACUAACCAACUAACUAACUAGCUGACUAACUAGCUGACUAAGUAACUAAAUGACUAGCUAACUAACUAACUAGCUGACUAAGCAACUGACUAACCAACUACCUAACUAACUAACUAGCUAACUAACUAACUAGCUAACUAACUAACUAGCUGACCAAGCAACUGACUAAGCAACUAGCUAACUGACUAACUAACUAGCUACGAGAUAAGGUCCAUCAGCAUCAGUGAUGUUGAGAUGUAUUAUUGGAUACUGUAGCUGACAUAAGGCAGCGAACUAUAAUAUUCUGUGUCAUAGAAGAUAAUACCCCCCGCAUUCUGUGUCAUGGCUUAGUACGUUGCUGUAUGCUCAUCGGGUUAUCCCUUUGGGUCUGGUCUCAAAGCUGAUUUGGGGGUCAGAUUGGAGACACAUGACAUGACAUUUCAGCUCCUGUUUUUGUAUAGCAUCUUUCUUGUACGCCUACCCCCGACCGCUUUCUGAAGUGAGUUCACGUCAGAAACGGUUUCCUGCUGUCUGGCACAUCAUGGCCAGCUUUCAUCAAUUGACUAGCAACGGAAUUGACAAAUUGCCGAAACGAUCGAGCGAGAAUGGUAUGGCCACCUGGUGUUGUAUCCAUCUCUUUCUUUGGCUUCCCCUGCCUCGUCUUCCCAAUCAAAAUAGAAAUACAACAUAGGGAAGGCAGCUACCUGGAUGGUAUUGACUGAGAUGAAACGAAGUAU
Messenger RNA from Amoebophrya sp. A25, 846 nucleotides. The record is from the annotation of a GenBank genome assembly. Lineage: Eukaryota; Dinophyceae; Syndiniales; Amoebophryaceae.